This is a messenger RNA of Pungitius pungitius (ninespine stickleback), 4915 nucleotides long. RefSeq names its product sulfatase 1 (gene sulf1). Gene Ontology annotation, molecular function: glycosaminoglycan binding; calcium ion binding; N-acetylglucosamine-6-sulfatase activity. Lineage: Eukaryota; Metazoa; Chordata; Actinopteri; Perciformes; Gasterosteidae. The transcript is spliced from 19 exons. Gene Ontology annotation, biological process: positive regulation of vascular endothelial growth factor production; negative regulation of fibroblast growth factor receptor signaling pathway; positive regulation of Wnt signaling pathway. Gene Ontology annotation, cellular component: endoplasmic reticulum; cell surface; plasma membrane. The record is from RefSeq and is a predicted model, not a curated record. Bases 494 to 3892 code for a protein of 1132 amino acids.
UGUCCCUGCCUCCUGGCAGCGAGGAGCCACCCAGCAGCCCGCCUGUGAUUGGGCGGCGGAGCGGGGGCUCUCGACGCAGCGCCGGGGCUUGACUGCUCCCGGGACGUGUUUCAACAGAUGGUCGAGGUUAGAGAGUGUCAUCACAUCGGAGAGGGGAUUAGAGGAGAGAGGUUGUUCUUCCAGGAGCUGUGUGGUCCCCUCUACGCUUCCAAAAGCGCCCCCCACCACCCCCGCCCCCCCCCCCCCCCGAGACACCAACAGACCCGCGAGCGAGCGAGGGGGAGACCCGGCGAAGAGGCGCGAGGAGAAAAGCUCCGGAGAGGAAACCCGGCGCCUCGCUCCCCACCUGGCACUCUGCUGCUUUUUCAGUCGACCACGGCUGCAGGCGCUGCACGGGUGUGAGUCGGUGGCCCGGCUGGACCUCUUCUCCCUCCCUUCAUCUCUCCAUUAAUCCUCCCCUCAGCCCGCCCGGUGUCUUGUUGUUUGGGGAGCCAUGCUGGUGCAGUGGCUGGCUUGGAUGGCCCUGCUCUCUCUGGACUGGGCUCCAGGCAGCUGGGCCUUCACCACCACCAGGGCUCAGGGCCUGAGGGGUCGCAUCCAGAGAGACCGCCGAAACAUCCGGCCCAACAUUAUCCUCAUCAUGACUGACGACCAGGAUGUUGAACUGGGUUCCCUGCAGGUAAUGAAUAAAACCCGUAAGCUCAUGGAAGAUGGCGGCACGGCUUUCACCAAUGCCUUUGUGUCAACACCGAUGUGCUGCCCGUCAAGGUCCUCCAUGUUGACGGGGAAGUACGUCCACAACCACAACACUUACACCAACAAUGAGAACUGCUCCUCCCCUUCCUGGCAAGCUCAGCACGAGCCGCGCUCAUUCGCCGUCUACCUCAACAACACGGGCUACAGGACAGGCUUCUUUGGCAAGUACCUCAAUGAGUACAAUGGCACCUACAUCCCCCCAGGGUGGCGCGAGUGGGUUGGAUUGAUCAAAAAUUCCCGCUUUUAUAAUUACACUGUCUGUCGGAAUGGUUACAAGGAGAAACAUGGUGCCGAAUAUGCCAAGGACUAUUUCACAGAUCUGAUCACCAACGACAGCACUAACUUUUUCCGCAUGUCAAAGCGCAUGUACCCUCACCGCCCUGUGAUGAUGGUCAUCAGUCACGCUGCUCCUCACGGCCCAGAAGACUCGGCUCCGCAGUACGCUGAGCACUUCCCCAACGCUUCGCAGCACAUCACCCCCAGCUACAACUAUGCCCCAAAUAUGGACAAACACUGGAUCAUGCAAUACACCGGCCCCAUGAAACCCAUCCACAUGGAAUUCACCAACUUCCUGCAUCGGAAGAGGCUGCAGACCCUCAUGUCUGUAGAUGACUCGGUUCAGAAGGUGUUCGAAAUGCUCGAGGAAACUGGAGAGCUGGACAACACUUACAUCAUCUAUACAGCAGACCACGGCUACCACAUUGGUCAGUUUGGAUUAAUCAAGGGCAAGUCAAUGCCGUAUGACUUUGACAUCCGCGUGCCCUUCUUUUUGAGAGGACCCAACAUCGAGGCAGGAGCAGUAAAUCCUCAUAUGGUGCUGAACAUUGACCUCGCUCCCACAAUCCUCCACAUUGCUGGGCUCGACACCCCUCCUGACAUGGAUGGAAAGUCCAUCCUGAAGCUUCUGGAACAGGAAAAGACUGGCAACAGAUUCAAACCCAACCGGAAACCCAAAGUCUGGAGGGACACAUUCCUGGUGGAGCGAGGAAAGAUCCUGAGGAAGAAGGAAGACUCAGUGAACACCCAGCAAACCAACAGCCUUCCCAAGUACAAGAAGGUCAAAGAGACCUGCCAGCAGGCCGAAUUCCAGACGCCCUGCGAACAGCCUGGACAGAGGUGGCAUUGUGUGGAGGAGAUCACGGGGAAAUGGAGGAUUCAGAAGUGCAAAGGUGGUUCCAAAGAAGGCUCCGGGAAGCGCGCCCGCAGCCUGAAGCCCCGCAGCAGUUAUGACAACAGAGAAGGGGGCUGUGAGUGCGGGGACGCACUCACCAGCCCCGCCAGGACGGGACGCCGUUCCCACCGCCCGCCGUCUGCCUCAUCCGGCCACCGUUAUCGUCCACGUUUUGUCCACACCCGGCAGACCAGGUCCCUGUCUGUGGAGUUUGAAGGUCAGAUAUACGAUAUUGACCUUCAAGCCGACGAUCAGUCUGCCGUCCGCCGCCGCGUCAUCUCGAAGCGUCACUACGACCCAGAAGACCCGGAGUUCCACCCGGGGUCGGACGGCGGCUCGGAGGAAAUGCUGGCGGAUGACACCAAUGCCGUGGGAUACCCAAACUCAGUGAAAGUGACCCACAAGUGUUAUAUCUUGAUGAAUGACAGCGUUCAUUGUGAAAGAGAAAUCUACCAGUCCUCCAGAGCCUGGAAAGAUCACAAGAGCUACGUGGACCAGGAGAUUGAAGCGCUUCAAGACAAAAUCAAAAACCUCCGGGAAGUGAGAGGUCACCUGAAGAGGACGCGGCCAGAUGAGUGUGACUGCGGAAGGAAGAGCUAUUUUAGCAGAGGAGACAGAAACAAAGCAGAAAGAUUGAAGAACAGGAAUAAGCAACUCCAUCCGUUUAAGGAGCCGGCACACGAGUCAGACGCGAAGGCCCAGUUGUACAACGAGAUCCGCCGACGAAAGAAGGAAAGGAAGGAGAAGAAGCGGCAGAGGAAAGGAGACGACUGCAGCCUGCCCGGCCUCACUUGCUUCGCGCACAACAACGACCACUGGGCGACCGCGCCCCUCUGGACGCUGGGUGGAUUCUGCGCGUGCACCAGCUCCAACAACAACACCUACUGGUGCCUGAGAACCAUCAACGAGACGCACAACACGCUGUUCUGCGAGUUCUCCACCGGCUUCCUGGAGUACUUUGACCUCAACAGUGACCCCUACCAGCUGACCAACACCGUGUACACGGUGGAUCGGGAUGUGCUGAACUCCCUCCAUGCCCAGCUGAUGGAGAUGAGGAGUUGUCAAGGUUACAAGCAGUGUAACCCUCGCCCGAAGGGCCUGGACGCAGCACACAGCCCAUAUGGGACGGACGACAGAGUUAAACUCCCCAACUUGACCGACGAGGAGGUGAACUGGCAGGGACUGGAGGAUCUGUACAGCAUUAACGAAAGCCUUUAUGAGUGUAGGCCCGACUACAGCCCCAGCCCCGACAACCGGGUCAACUUCCAGAAGGAUAUCGAUAAUAUGUUUGCACUGCGACGCGUUUUUAACCCUUUCGACCGAACCCACGACGACUCCACCCUGCCAGAGCUGGGCUCCGGGGCCGGGGGUGGAGGCCUUGAGGAGGGCAGCGGGGAAGAGUCGGCCUCGGCCGGCGACGUCUGGCCUGUCCCGGCCGCGGAGGCUCGCCACUCCGCCCCCGCCCCCAGCACAGCGCCGCCACCAUCACCACCACCACCGCCGCCCACCCCCACCCCCGAAAGGAAACCGGAGUCUGUGGUCAACGACAUCCCCGAGUGGCUUUCGAACAGGCCCGGGGUGUCCGCCGCGUCGCCCCCGGGUGCCAGGAGAGCUCCGGCCUCCCCGAGGGCGCGGCAGCUGGAGGAGCUGGAAGGGGGGAUGUUCAGCGGGAACGGCAUGACGGAGCUGGAGACUCGACACGACGACCUGCUGGGCGCCCGCGGCACCCCCGGGGAGGCGCUCGGCCUGCACCUCGGAGAAGGAGAAGAAGACGAGGACAUUUUCCAGGGCCAGGGCUACCUCCCUUUCUCCCCGCAGAUGUUGAGGCCCAAGGUGCAGGCCAGCGACCCCCGGAGCCCCCCCACCACACAGACUAGUGUCCGGUUGGUGGUUCAGGUGCUGCCCCUCACCUUGGACUACGAGGGCAGCGGUUCUCCGCCUCAAACCUCCAAUCAGACCCUCUAAAGGGGACGCGCGCACCGGCGAGCCCCCCCCCCACCCACCCACCCACCCAAAGAGCCGCUGGUCGCCAUAGAGACAGUUAUUGGGAAAUGAGCUUGCCAAGAGCAAAGGCAAGUGAUGCCACCUCAGUCAGAGUUGAACAAUGAGUAUUAAAGUUAGUUUAUUUUUUUACAGGUGCCUACAAUUUAGUAAACAGUGUUGUUUUUUUUCCCACUAUUUUCAAAUAUAUAUUUAGAAAAGAAAGCCUUAAUGCAGCUAAACUUAAGUGUUGGGAUUCAAAAUAAUUAAUUCCACAUGGAUAACACCAUUGAUGUUUAAUGUUUUUAUGAAAAACAAGUGUGAGUGGUGAAACCAUUUCAACAUCUGAAUGAAUAGUUCGCAUUAGUCAGCUUUACGUUGCUCCAGUCUUUAAAGAACCUAUAAAUCAUAAACCUGCCCAGUCAGUACAAUACUCACCCCAUAUUGAUAAAACGGUUAAAAUGCACUUUUCAACAUCUGUCAUAGAUAACUCAAAUUUGUCCAAUGGCGAUAUUUUUUGUUUGACCUUUCCAUUGAAAUAUCAGAACAUUUAGACAAUCAUGCGACAGUAAAGAUACCGACAGCUCGAGCUUCCUAACGCCCGAUUGGAUGCAGCUGCUCUGACUUCACAGAGCUACACGCUGGGCCCCGCUUUUUAUUUUCAGUUAAAUGACUACAAAUAAAUGCUUCCACAAUGGCCGAGGGUUAGACCAUGUACACUUGUUUAAUGGAAAUGCCACCAAGUCCUUAUGUGGAGCCUCUAAUAAUCCCAAGUGCAGCACAUGGCCGACUCACUUUGAGUGUAACUCUGCUUGUGUCAGUUGCAUCAAGUAUUCCAACGUUUAACCUUCAUGUCUGUCGUCCAUCGGAGAGCAACAGAUGUACCUUCUUCUGGGGAGAAUCUGCUUCUGCAAGAUGGCGCUGUCCUUUUCUCUCUUGACGUGCGUGUGUGUGUGUGUGUACAAAGUGUUUGAAUAACUGUGGCUUCAGGAAGGCCGACGCUGUUAA